Molecule: messenger RNA, 3981 nt
Organism: Nelumbo nucifera (sacred lotus)
Lineage: Eukaryota; Viridiplantae; Streptophyta; Magnoliopsida; Proteales; Nelumbonaceae
Product: homeobox-leucine zipper protein REVOLUTA-like
Molecular function (GO): DNA-binding transcription factor activity; DNA binding; lipid binding
Source: RefSeq, a predicted model, not a curated record
UUCUUUUUCUAUAUGUACUGUUCGGCUGAGAAUAAGCUGUUUCUCUGUUCGUCUUCUCAUCCACUCCACUCCCUUACCCUUUGAAAAAGGGCGGAUGUUACAUUGGUGACACUCUCUCUCCCUUUCCUCUCGAAUCUUCUCCAUCUUCUUUUAACAUUUUUCUCUCUUACCGCUGAUUCUCUGUGGGUACGCUUGAGCUUUUCGUUUCUCUCCGUGAAUUUCUCUCCAUUUUAAUUGUUUCCUUAGCUUUCUGAUAAGAGAGAAUUCAGAAGAGUCUCUCGUCGUCCAGAGAGCCGUCUGUAAACGGGAAAACAAAUGAUUGUUUUUCUACGAUCUUGAUUUUUUGGUAAAACUUAACGCAGCUUGAGAUUUCUAGAGGUGAUAUUCUAAGAUGGAUGCUUCUAGUUCUCGAGUUAUUUUUCACUGUGAAUCUGAUCUGCAAACACGAAAGUUGAGGACCGGGUUGUAAAGGAGAUUUUUCAUCUUUGAGUUUUUCUCUUAUUUUUCUUCUUCUUUUUUUUUUCCUCACUCCUUGAUUGAUGUUUGAGUUGAUAUUUGUUAAAGGUUCAUGCGCUUUGUAAAGCUCGUUAGAGAGAAUAUUUACUGUUGCGAACGUUAAGUGUAUUUGUUGGAAUCGAGGUUGAUAGAGGAGCUUUUGUUUGAGGAUAUUUAUCUGGAUAUAUUUUGGUUUUUCUUAAGAACUAGGUUUGCAGUCGAGUUUGAUGAAGGAUAUCUCGUGCUUAAAGAGUUUGUUGAGUAAAAGGUCUGGCCGGAGUCUUUAUUUCUGCAGUUCCAAGGUUGCAGUAGCAGAAUAUUGGUCAAAAGAAUCACAAAGUUCAGCUUCUUCUGCUUUAGACACCACAACAAAAGCGGUCUGCUUCAUUGUUCUAGAAAACUUUGACAAGAAUGAGAUGAUCUUGGUUCAAGGUGUCGGCAUCUCUCAGGAAAAUCGGCAAGCUUAGUCGUGCUUUGCUUAUUCAGUUAUCUCCAACUUCGCCGAGUAAGCCCAGGAGAUUUCAGAGAGAGAAGAAAAAAAGAAAUACGGUGCUGUAUUCUUUGAGAUUUUCAACUGUAAAUUCGCAAGCAACGUUUUCAUGUAUAAAUAACUCCAAAAGCUCUUUUGGUGUGAGAAUCUUUUUUCAAUCCGCUGAAGCUCUUAAUUAUCGUACGUUUUACACAAAGACGGAGUUUACGAGAGAAUCUUAGGCAAGACUGCCUGCUUAGAAGACCGCUCGUUAAGCGCCUAUUUCUGUCUCUUUCUCUUCCAUAGAGGAUUUUGAAUUCUAGUGGCAGAAAAAGAGAGCCAAAAAAGAAAAAGGAAAAAAUGGCGAUGGCCGUGGCGCCGCAUAGAGAGAACAGCAGCGGCAGCAUUAACAAACAUCUGGAUACCGGAAAGUAUGUCCGCUACACCGCCGAGCAGGUCGAAGCUCUCGAGCGAGUCUAUGCCGAAUGUCCGAAGCCGAGUUCGAUGAGACGGCAGCAGCUGAUCCGCGAGUGCCCGAUCCUCUCCAAUAUCGAACCCAAACAGAUCAAAGUCUGGUUCCAGAAUCGCAGGUGCCGUGAGAAGCAGAGGAAGGAGGCUUCUCGACUUCAGACCGUGAACAGGAAGUUAACAGCAAUGAAUAAGCUGUUGAUGGAAGAGAAUGAUCGUCUUCAAAAGCAGGUAUCGCAGCUGGUGUACGAAAAUGGGUACAUGAGGCAACAACUGCAAAACGCAUCUGUGUCAACUACUGAUGCAAGCUGUGAGUCUGUAGUUACCACUCCUCAGCACCCCUUAAGAAAUGCCAACAAUCCUGCUGGAUUGCUCUCGAUUGCAGAGGAGACCUUGGCAGAGUUCCUUUCAAAAGCUACAGGAACUGCUGUUGAUUGGGUCCAGAUGCCUGGGAUGAAGCCUGGUCCGGAUUCUGUUGGGAUUGUUGCCAUUUCACAUAAUUGCAGUGGAGUGGCAGCACGAGCCUGUGGUCUUGUAAGUUUAGAACCUACAAAGAUUGCAGAGAUCCUCAAAGACCGUCCAUCUUGGUUUCGAGAUUGUCGGAACCUUGAAGUCUUUACGAUGUUUCCUGCUGGAAAUGGAGGAAUGAUUGAACUGAUAUACAUGCAGAUGUAUGCUCCAACUAUACUGGCACCAGCUCGGGAUUUCUGGACUUUGAGAUACACCACGAAUUUAGAUGAUGGCAGUCUUGUGGUAUGUGAGAGAUCUCUCUCUGGUUCUGGUGCUGGCCCAAAUGCAGCAGCUGCUACCCAAUUUGUUCGGGCUGAGAUGUUACCCAGUGGUUACUUGAUUCGGCCAUGCGAGGGGGGAGGGUCAAUCAUUCACAUUGUUGACCACUUGGAUCUCGAGGCAUGGAGUGUUCCUGAAGUACUGAGACCACUCUAUGAGUCGUCAAAAGUUGUUGCCCAGAAGAUGACGAUUGCAGCACUGCGCUACAUUAGGCAAAUAGCUCAGGAGACCAGUGGUGAGGUGGUUUAUGGUUUGGGUAGGCAACCUGCUGUCCUGCGAACUUUUAGCCAAAGAUUGAGCAGAGGAUUUAAUGAUGCUAUCAAUGGAUUUAAUGAUGAUGGCUGGUCGUUGAUGAGCUGUGAUGGUGCUGAAGAUGUAAUAGUCGCUAUUAAUACAACCAAGAACAUGAGCACUAUUGCCAAUGCUUCCAACACUCUUACAUUGCCUGGAGGUAUUCUCUGUGUGAAGGCAUCUAUGCUACUCCAAAAUGUUCCUCCUGCACUGCUGGUUCGUUUCCUGAGGGAGCACCGGUCUGAGUGGGCUGAUUUCAAUGUUGAUGCCUAUGCUGCUGCAUCAAUGAAAGCAGGCUCAUAUGCAUUUCAGGGCUUGAGGCCAACCAGGUUUUCUGGGAGUCAAGUCAUCAUGCCACUUGGCCACACAGUUGAACAAGAAGAGUUGCUUGAAGUAAUUCGUCUUGAAGGUCAUGCUCUCACUCAAGAAGAAGCUGUUCUAUCUAGGGACAUUCAUCUCUUACAGAUUUGUAGUGGAGUGGAUGAGAAUGCAGUGGGAGCUUGCUCUGAACUUGUUUUUGCUCCUAUAGAUGAAAUGUUUCCUGAUGACUCUCCAUUGCUACCCUCUGGUUUUCGGAUAAUACCAUUGGAUUCAAAAACAUGUGAAAAACAAGAUGUGUUGACUGCAAAUCGUACGUUGGAUCUAGCUUCCAGUCUUGAAGUAGGUCCAGCCACAAAUCGUGCUGCUGGAGACACACCUUCAAAUGCUUAUAACGCGCGUUCAGUGUUGACUAUUGCUUUUCAAUUCCCUUUUGAGAAUCAUCUUCAGGAGAAUGUUGCAGCAAUGGCUCGACAAUAUGUCCGCAGUGUAAUAUCCUCUGUGCAAAGGGUUGCGAUGGCUAUAGCUCCAUCUGGGCUUUGCCCACCCUUGGGCCAAAAGUUAUCUCCAGGCUCUCCAGAAGCUCUUACACUUGCUCACUGGAUCUGCCAGAGCUACAGUAACUAUUUUGGAGCAGAGUUGCUGAGGACUGAUUGCCAGGAUGGAGAGUCAGUGCUAAAACAACUCUGGCAUCAUCAAGAUGCCAUAUUGUGCUGCUCAUUGAAGCCAUUACCUGUCUUCACCUUUGCCAACCAAGCGGGGCUUGACAUGCUGGAGACCACACUAGUAGCACUACAGGAUAUCUCGCUGGAUAAAAUUUUUGAUGAGUCUGGUCGGAAGGCACUAUGCUCUGACUUUGGCAAGAUAAUGCAACAGGGAUUUGCUUAUCUGCCUUCUGGGAUUUGCUUGUCAACCAUGGGACGGCAUGUUUCAUAUGAACAAGUCUUUGCCUGGAAAGUCCUUGCAGGAGAAAAUACCGUCCACUGUCUUGCAUUCUCUUUCGUCAAUUGGUCUUUUGUGUAAUAUUGUUUAUUUAUUCUCACUCCCAAAAAAGAAAAGAACACAAGAGUCGAUAAAAAAAGAGGGGGGAGAGAGAGAGAGAGAUAAAUUUUGUACCAAAUGAUGUUUGCAUAUAUUAAAUUAAUUAAAAA